Molecule: messenger RNA, 5279 nt
Organism: Macrobrachium nipponense
Lineage: Eukaryota; Metazoa; Arthropoda; Malacostraca; Decapoda; Palaemonidae
Product: mucin-2-like
Exons: 10
Coding region: 441-4172 (1243 amino acids)
Source: RefSeq, a predicted model, not a curated record
CCGGAUAGACCAAGUCAGGUGGAUCGUUCUGACUCGUGAGCGAACUUAACAGGCCUAUUUUAUAGACCUAUCGCGUCUCGGACCGAUAGACUUAGCACAUAUACAUUCAUCUGGAUGGACGGAGAUUGAUGUGUGGGGUCGAAUCUAGUCGGUUUCCAGUCAGACUUCCAGAGCUCAGGGUCAAGAUGUUGGACGACGACCGGAAAAAAGCGAACUCGGUUCUAUAGACAUUGUGAAGGGGCAGUUGUCAUUGAGACUGGAGAUGGUCUGUGGGUGACUUGGCAAAGACAAUCCUGAUUAAAUGACUCUGUUAAUGUGAAUCUGAGGCUGACAGCAAAAGGUUUUAACGUUGACAUAACUCUGUUUUAUAGAGCAGGACAGAAAAAAAAGUAUAGACUCUGUGGUUCAGUUUUUAGAGACCUACGAAAAUAUCGACCAUUAUGCAGGUCCUCAGGGUGGCAGCUCAGUUAUGGCUAGCGUUGGGAGUAUUUCUUGCUUCAGCAAGCUCAGGCACCCCAAUGAGUCCUCCAGACAUAUCAGGAGAGGAAGCAGACAUUGAAGAUUGGAGAUGGCGAUCUAGAGAGAUUGUCGAGAUGUCAAGGACUUCUUCCCCUUCAGCGCCAUCUGGAGCUGAUGAAGAGGAGGCUAGUACUCACCGAGAGGGCAAAACGGCAGAGAGCCGAAGCAUCUUAACAACGCUGCUCUCCCCUUUUGUAGGCAGUCGCACGCGUGGCAGCCAAAAGGGCUCUCACAAGAGUCGCGAACAAGGCACCCCAGGUCGACGGCCAGUCCAGGCCUACCAGCAAGUUCGCUUCGUGUCGUCGGCAUCUCCAAGAUUUCGCCCCAAAGGUGUCAGGGGACGCGUCCCGGUUCCAUCUCAACAGCCCCACGUCUUUCAGCCGAUUUCUUCUUCGCCCGUUGGCAUCAGCUUCCCAGCUAUUAGAGACAACGCCAAUGGCCAGGGUGCUCAGAAUGCUAACAGUCUGACAUAUAGAAACAGCCACUUUCAAAACAUUACAAAACUAAACAAUGGCAGUAAACUGAACUAUAUUGCAAAAAUAAGAGAGCAAAGUCCUGCCUCAGUUAUUUCUCUUCACCCAUUUACUUUUCCCCCUUCUACAAAUUCUAUAUAUUCACCGAAUCACUUACGUUCAUCUCCACAACACAUUUCUUACUCGCCAUCUGCUCUCAUUCCAAAUGCACACUCUUCCUUACUAGUUAAUUCUGGCAAUCAAAAUCGACCUUUCCUGGCACCAGCACCCAGCAUCAGAUUUUCACACAACAGUCAAGAAUCUCCUGAAAUUCAACCAUUUGAAAACCCUCCUGGCAACAGUGGAAACUCACUCUUUAACAACAGGCCAUCAGAGGAAAGUCCUGUAAAUGGGUUUGUUAGUUCACAGAAUGCAAAUGAUAUCACUUCAAAUAUCAAUAUAGAUAACCAGUUUCUAAAAUCAUUUAGUUCAUCACAAAUUUCUUUUGGUCCUGACAAUAGCUUCUUCCUCACUGGAAACCUAUCUGAGAUCACUGGCCAUGAGGAAUCAACAGAAAAACAGAGAGAAUUACAAAGUUUUUCUGCAGAACACCUGACGCACCAGAGGCCAACUAAUCCUACACCAACAAAAAUAACAACUUUAGGUAACACAAACCCAGUUGCAUCUCAAAACAUCCAUGCAAUCACAACAACUGAGCCAACCAUCAUCUUCAUAACUGGAGCUCCCACUCCUUACGAGAUCGAACACUUGACCGGUCUCUCAACUAUACCGACAGGAAUAUCACCCAUUCCAUUUCAGCAGGAAAUAUCACCCCAUUUCGCACUGCAAACCUUUCAGGCACCACUCUCUCACUCACAGGCAACACCAAUACCAAAGGCAUCUCAUCAAGAACAAACAACACCGUUAAUCCAGUAUCAGACACUGACGACUUCAGAACCUUUAAGGGAGUUGCUGAAUACAUUAGCGCCAAUACAAAAGCAGCUGUUAAGCCUAGCACCCAAACAUAGGUAUCAAACUACAUCCCCUAAGCAAUAUCACACCAAGGCUCAAGUAACACCCUACUGGAAACUUUUAACCACUCAGCCACAACACAGAACACAGCCAACAGUGUCCACAACCCAAGUGCAGAUCGGCCAGGACUCACUGGUCGAAGAUCGUCAGCAAGGAACAGCAUCAAUACAAAGUGGCUCCAAAGACGACAACAGUCUUACUUCGUUGAAUCAAAAUCAGCUAAAUUCUAAUGUAAAUGUCAUUCAUGGAUCAUCACAAGAUAAUACUGAAGGUUUCAUUCCCUUUAACGACAGUAAUGAAUUCUUCAGUCAUAUAUUUGGGGAUACAAAUCCAUUUGGGACCAAGAUCAUAACUGAGGUACCAAGUAACAUAACUUCAAUAUCAGGGCCUUCACCCAGAACAGAUUUCAACAGCGCACAUCAGCAAAAUCAACAACAGCCACUGACUCGGCCAGUGCCAUUUGUGAACCGACCUACUCAACAUGCAACUGUUCCAAGCACCGCCUCUCCAGCUAAUGAGCCAACGACACAAACAUUUACUCCCGAGAUCGUCUAUACAUCUCAGCCUUUAAUCCAACAAUCGUUUUUCACAAACCAGUCUCCUACAACCAGUUGGCCUUCAGCACCCUUCAGCAGUCCUACAAACCAGACUCCUAUAAACAGUUGGCCUUCAGCACAUUUCAGCAGUCCUACAAACCAGUCUCCUACAACCAGUUGGCCUUCAGUACCCUUCAGCAGUCCUACAGACCAGACUCCUACAAACAGUUGGCCUUCAGCACCUUCCAGCAGUCCUACAAACCAGUCUCCUACAAACAGUUGGCCUUCAGCACCUCUCGGCAGUCCUACAAACCAGACUCCUACAAACGGUUGGCCUUCACCACCUUUCAGCAGUCCUACAAACGAGACUCCUACAAACAGUUGGCCUUCAGCACCUUUCAACAGUCCUACAACCCAGUCUCCUACAAGCAGUUGGCCUUCAGCACCUUCCAGUAGUCCUACAAUCCAGUCUCCUACAAGCAGUUGGCCUUCAGCACCUUCCAGUAGUCCUACAAUCCAGUCUCCUAUAAGCAGUUGGCCUUCAGCACCAGCACCUUUCAGAGGUUCUGCAUCAGUAUUUGUGUCAUCUGACGAGAAAGAUCCUGAGUCGGGCACCAGUCAAUCCCCUUUAAUAUUUUCUGGCGGAUGGAGUCAUUUGGAAGGGGAACAUUCAACAACAGAGGCUCAGAUUCAUGCAAAUCUACAGAGUGGUGCCCUAAAUACAGACACCCCUUUAAGAGCAGCUGAGCCUUUCACAGUGGCAGAAGGAGGUGAAAACCCCUACACUACACUAAAUCCAGUACAGACCUUCCAAGAUCCAGGGUCGCCACACGUAGCUUCACAGACAAACGCACCGUUCCAAGAGGAGGACGACACCCCACCUACGAUCACGGCUACGACUACUAUCGACGACAAAGAAUUCGAGGUACUCGUCCUGCCCUACGAGAAGGAAGAGGCCGAUGGGGGCGUCAAGGAUACGCAGGAUAUCACGCAGGAAUCCUCCUCGAUAGCCCUUGCCCCAGCUUCCGCUCACCGUGCGUCCUUCAACCCAGGGAUACCGCUCAAGCCGACGGAGGAAGAGGUCUCAGUGUACCUGGUCAGACAUCGCAAGCCGGCUACCGUCAGCGGAGGAUCUCCAACACCACCAACUUCUCCAACACCACCACCACCAGCUUCUCCAACGCUAUCUCCGACACAGCCAAACGUCACCGCUUUCUUCAACGACUCCGCGCAUUUCGGUCUGGACGCUUUGGAAUUCCGUGGUUUCCCAAUUCCAGUCGACCUGACCCCCAAAAAUGAUGGACCCCUGACCCUGCUCUCCUCUCCGAGUAGGGUGACGGGCACCGCUAUAUCCGCCUCUGGAAGACACUUCAAAUUUGAGUACGACGACGUUGAGGAAAAUGGAACUGGGAAUUUCUUGCCAAAUUCGUUCAAAGGUUUGGAUUCGACCAACGAAAACACGAAUGGUGAGGAGGAAGAGGAGGAGGAGGAGAAGGAGGAGGACAUCAAUACACCUUACGAUGAACCACACGAGUACAUUCAGGUUCUCGGACUUCUGGCUCCUCCACCGGGGGUCGUCUGCGACCACGGCAUCUGUUUCGAAGACAAAGGAGGAGAAUUCCAACGAAAGUAAAUUUCUUUGGCGUUCGAAUGAGGACCCCUUUUUUCGUAUUUAUUUAUAUAUUCCACCUCUCUGCACGACUGCGUGCCUCUUGGAGGGGCAGAGUGCACUAGAAUGCAACACACGUGCACUGAAAGUCAACAAAUUUCUUACUGCAACUUACGUGCAUCAAAAUGCAAUUAACUUCUAAGCAACUGCAACUCACGUGCACCAAAAUGCAAAUUCCUCAGCAACUGCAACUUAUGUGCACAAAAAAUACAACACAUUUCUUAGCUACUGUAACUUACGUGCAUCAAAAUGCAGUUUUCUCAGCAACUGCAACUCACGUGCACUUAAAUGCAACAAAUCUCCUAGCAACUUCACUUACGUGCACCCAAAAUGUAGCAAAAUUCUCAGCAACUGUAAUUUACGUGCACCAAAAUUCAACAACUUCCUUCAUAACUGCAACUUACGUGCACAGGAUGUCAACGAUUUUCUCAGUAACUGCAAAUUACGUGCAUCAAAAUGCAAUUUUCUCGGCAACCGCAACUCACGUGCACCAAAAUUCAAUAACUUUCUUAGCUAAUGCAACUUACGACCUUUGUACAAAGCCUUACCCAUCACAUACAUAAAGUUGCGUCCUUACUACAGUAAAACGUGAUAUACAAACGUUGGUAACAUGUCGCAUACAUAUCACAAAGGUUGAAAACAAGACGACGACAAUAAGAGAAGAAUGAAAUCCUUGGCAAAUGCUGGACAAUUACGUACUACCAUUCAUUCGAAUUGUUUGCGACAUGUGUGUGACAACUUGCCGACGUGUUGAUGACCCGUCUGAUUGUAGUAGAGUGGACGAACCAGUAUGUCGUCUCACAAUAUUUAUUUAUUUAUCACUCAAGUGACUCAAGGUAUAAGACAGGAUUAAUAUAGCAUCCUAUUAAUCCUGGACCUAUGACUCAUUCAUUCUUUGUAUACAUCUGUGUUUGCCAAAAUGAUAUUUUCCCUUAUAUAAAAAGUGUCCAUCACUUGAGAACGUGCCUUGUCUCCAUUAUUUAUUGUUAUCACAACGCACUUGUUUAGCCUGCACUUGUAGCCUACGUUGGUAAAGUGUAAAAUACCGUUCAAAACACUAUCGAUCAUAAA